CAGCUCUACUUUUUUCGCUCUUCGAAGAGGUCGGCCAUGGCGAUUCACAAACGAUUACCAAAUUUUGUCUCUCUGAUUCUCCUCUCUCUCUUCGCCAUCGCCUCUGCUGAGGUUUUCUUCGAAGAACGCUUCGAAGAUGGAUGGGAAAGUCGGUGGGUAAAAUCUGACUGGAAGAAAGAUGAGAACAUGGCUGGGGAAUGGAACUACACUUCUGGAAAAUGGAAUGGAGAUCCUAAUGACAAAGGUAUUCAAACCAGCGAAGACUACCGGUUCUAUGCCAUUUCGGCUGAGUUCCCUGAAGUUAACAACAAGGACAAGACUCUAGUCUUCCAAUUUUCUGUGAAGCAUGAGCAAAAGCUUGACUGUGGUGGUGGCUACAUGAAGUUGCUCAGUGGUGACAUUGACCAGAAAAAAUUUGGUGGUGAUACCCCAUACAGCAUCAUGUUUGGGCCUGAUAUCUGUGGCUACAGCACCAAGAAAGUACAUGCUAUUCUUACCUACAACGGGACAAACCACUUGAUCAAAAAGGAAGUUCCUUGUGAGACUGACCAACUCACUCAUGUUUAUACAUUCAUUCUUCGACCAGAUGCUACCUACAGUAUCCUUAUUGACAAUGUUGAGAAACAAACUGGUAGCUUGUACUCUGAUUGGGAUCUUCUCCCACCAAAGAAGAUCAAGGAUCCUGAGGCCAAGAAGCCUGAAGAUUGGGAUGACAAGGAAUACAUCCCUGAUCCUGAAGACAAAAAGGCAGAGGGUUAUGAUGACAUUCCCAAAGAAAUUACUGAUCCCGAGGCUAAGAAGCCCGAAGAUUGGGAUGAUGAGGAAGAUGGUGAAUGGACAGCACCAACAAUUCCCAACCCUGAGUACAAGGGCCCAUGGAAGCCAAAGAAAAUCAAGAACCCCAACUACAAGGGCAAGUGGAAGGCACCAAUGAUUGACAAUCCAGAUUUCAAGGAUGAUCCAGAUCUCUAUGUUUUCCCUAACUUGAAGUAUGUUGGUAUUGAGUUGUGGCAGGUGAAAUCUGGAACAAUGUUUGAUAACAUCUUAGUUGCCGAUGACGUAGAGUAUGCCAAGAAAGUAGCUGAAGAAACAUGGGGCAAGCAGAAGGAUGCUGAGAAGGCAGCAUUUGAGGAGGCUGAGAAAAAGGAGGAGGAGGAAUCAAAGGAUGACUCAGUUGAUUCUGAUGCUGAGGAUGAAGAUGAUGAUGUCGAUGACGCUGAAGGACACGAGUCUGAUUCUGAUACCAAAUCAGACGAUGAGGCCAAGGAAGAUUUACAUGAUGAGCUGUAGGGCAAUUGAUCACUGCUAUUUUUCGCUGACAAUUUGGUUUGGAGAUAAAACCACUCUUGGCACUCUUAAAUUUUCCAGUACCGCCCCCCCCCCCCACCAAAAAAAAAAUAAGGGAAUUGUAGUUUUAGGAGUUUCCAGUUAGAGGAAAAGGGAAUUGAAUGCUUCAUGCAAAUGAACUUUGACUGAUGCUUCCCAAAAUAUGAUUUACCUUUUUUUUCCUUUC
Hibiscus syriacus is the source of this 1513-nucleotide messenger RNA. RefSeq names its product calreticulin-like. Gene Ontology annotation, molecular function: calcium ion binding. The transcript is spliced from 14 exons. The record is from RefSeq and is a predicted model, not a curated record. Gene Ontology annotation, biological process: protein folding. Lineage: Eukaryota; Viridiplantae; Streptophyta; Magnoliopsida; Malvales; Malvaceae. The coding region runs from base 37 to 1290 and encodes 417 amino acids. Gene Ontology annotation, cellular component: endoplasmic reticulum membrane; endoplasmic reticulum.